Jaculus jaculus (lesser Egyptian jerboa) is the source of this 357-nucleotide messenger RNA. Its product is annotated as elongin-B-like. Gene Ontology annotation, molecular function: protein binding. NCBI's taxonomy places the organism in Eukaryota, Metazoa, Chordata, Mammalia, Rodentia, Dipodidae. The record is from RefSeq and is a predicted model, not a curated record. The coding region runs from base 1 to 357 and encodes 118 amino acids. Gene Ontology annotation, biological process: transcription elongation by RNA polymerase II. The transcript has a single exon. Gene Ontology annotation, cellular component: elongin complex; VCB complex.
AUGGACGUGUUUCUUAUGAUCUGGUGUCACAAGACCACCAUCUUCACGGACGCCGAGGAAUCGAGCACCGUGUUGGAGCUGAAGCGCAUUGUCGAGGGCAUCCUCAAGCAGCCGCCCAACGAGCAGCGGCUGUACAAGGAUGACCCGCUCCUUGAUGAUGGGAAAACGCUGGGAGAGAGUGGCUUCACCAGGCAGACGGCGAGACCGCAGGCCCCAGCCACAGUGCGCCUGGCCUUCCGAGCAGAUGAUGCCUUCGAGGCCCUGCGCACUGAGCCCUUUUCCAGCCCCCCUGAGCUUCCAGAGGUGAUGAAACCUCAGGACUCAGGAGGCAGUGCCAAUGAGCAAGCUGUGCAGUGA